AGGAAGCCGCCCAAUGCGGUUCGCGCUUGUCUCGACAACAACAUCGCCAUUUUCAGCUCUGGAAGGGAGGUGGGGACGCCGAAAUCUCCCGCGGUACAGCAGAAUUCCCUCAGAUCCCCAAAAAUGAAAAGGAGGUUGAGCAAAGAGUGUGAGGACAGCACCUCAUCAUGCGAGGGGCAGACAGUGUCCUACAAGAGACCGAAACAGCCCUCCGAGGACUUUGGAGAUCUGCAGUCCAAUUGGGUUCGACUUCCCCAGGAGAUCCUGCUUCACAUCUUUCAGUACCUGCCCCUUCUUGAUCGAGCCUUCGCAUCACAGGUUUGCCAUAACUGGAACCAUGCCUUCCAUAUGCCAGAGCUGUGGAGAUGCUUUGAGUUCGAACUCAACCAGCCGGCCACCUCUUACCUGAAGGCCACGCAUCCUGACCUAAUAAAGCAAAUAAUAAAGAGGCACUCUAAUCACUUGCAGUACGUCAGCUUCAAGGUGGACAGCAGCACAGAAUCAGCAGAGACGGCAUGUGAUAUCCUUUCUCAGCUAGUAAACUGCUCGCUCAAGACCCUCGGCCUGAUCUCCACUGCACGACCAAGCUUCAUGGAGCUACCGAAGUCUCACUUCAUCUCCGCACUUACCGUGGUAUUUGUCAACUCAAAGUCUCUUUCUUCUCUGAAAAUUGACGACACGCCAGUGGACGAUCCUUCACUCAAGGUUCUGGUGGCUAAUAACAGUGAUACACUCAAGCUGUUGAAGAUGAGCAGCUGUCCACAUGUUUCUCCUGCAGGAAUUCUGUGUGUUGCUGAUCAGUGUCAUGGUCUGAGAGAACUGGCGCUGAACUACCACCUCUUGAGCGACGAGCUCCUGUUGGCACUUUCUUCAGAGAAACACGUUCACCUGGAGCAUCUGCGCAUCGACGUGGUAAGCGAAAACCCCGGCCAGCAGUUCCACACCAUCAAGAAGAGCAGCUGGGACGCCAUGGUGCGCCAUUCACCCAAGUUCAACCUGGUCAUGUAUUUCUUCCUGUAUGAGGAUGAGUUUGGGCCCUUUUUCCGGGAUGAGAUCCCAGUCACGCACCUCUACUUUGGCCGCUCUGUCAGCAAGGAGGUCCUGGGCCGCGUCGGCAUGAACUGCCCACGUCUGGUAGAGCUGGUGGUGUGCGCGAAUGGUCUGCGGCCACUGGAUGAGGAGCUCAUUCGUAUCGCAGAGCGCUGCCAGUUUCUAUCAGCCAUUGGACUGGGUGAAUGCGAGGUUUCCUGCAGCGCUUUUGUGGAGUUUGUGAAAAUGUGUGGCCGUCGGCUCUCUCAGCUGUCUAUCAUGGAGGAGGUGCUCAUUCCUGACCACAAAUACGGUCUGGAUGAGAUCCACUGGGAAGUCUCCAAACACCUAGGACGUGUUUGGUUUCCAGAUAUGAUGCCCACCUGGUGACAUUUUGCAUUUGAAAAGUCAUCAGACGCAGCACGGGACACUCCUAAUUUGGUAAUACGGACUUUUUUGUUCUCACAGUUACUUUACAGGGUUUGUACAUGGAUUUGAUUGGAGAUUGAAAUUCCUUCUAUGUUAGUAAUGAAUUUGGACUGUGAUGUCAGGAGAAUUUCACCCAAAAAUUACAAUAAUGGUAUUUACUUUCCUAUAAGCUAUUGAGAAAAAAAAGAAAAACAAAAUACACUUGCUUUUGUUCUAUGGAAGUCAUACAGGCUUGUGUAAUUGCACAAGGAUGAGAAAAUAAUGACAUCAUUUUUAUUUUUGGGUGGACUAUCCCUUUUUCUUGUUGUAACAUAUAUACCAGGCCUAUUGAGGUCACGAUCUUGUUAAAAUCAAAGCUAAAAGUAUAUAAUUAUAUUUAAUUAUAUUUUGCAUCAAAAAUGCCAUUUUAGGACUAUUAUGUCAUUUAUCUGGUCAUUGUGUAAUUAUUUUCACUAUAUAUUUGUUGUUAUGCUUUGAGUAAUUCUCAUUACUAUAAUUAUUAUUAUUUUACAGCUCUAUUUUUACUACAACAAAAUACUGCCAUGAUCUAUAACUUUUUCACACACUUUUCACAGUGCAAGAUGAGAGCAAUUUUAGGGCUGACAGGACACAAUCAAAAACAAAUAGUGAUUGUAUGGAGCUAGAUCAGUGUAAAAAA
This is a messenger RNA of Danio rerio (zebrafish), 2116 nucleotides long. Lineage: Eukaryota; Metazoa; Chordata; Actinopteri; Cypriniformes; Danionidae. The record is from RefSeq and is a predicted model, not a curated record.